This is a messenger RNA of Gamsiella multidivaricata, 575 nucleotides long. RefSeq lists its product as uncharacterized. The record is from RefSeq and is a predicted model, not a curated record. NCBI's taxonomy places the organism in Eukaryota, Fungi, Mortierellomycota, Mortierellomycetes, Mortierellales, Mortierellaceae. Bases 97 to 354 code for a protein of 85 amino acids. The transcript is spliced from 3 exons.
ACAUUUACAAGCCACAACACCACAACAGUUACUUUAAAAACGUUUUUUCAAUUUUAUUCGUGUCCACGGGGCUGCCAUUCCGGUUUGGAGGCAGAGAUGGCUUCCGAUAUCGAAUUUAUCACAGUGAGCCGUGCUUCACGCAACAAGCGCAACAGGGGAGCAAACUGGUUCUCUCCAGCAAGCAAGAAGCCCGAGCCGAAGGAGAUGUUCCGAGGCUCCAACAACCGAGCAGGCCAGCCGCUUGACUGCAAGCUCUGUGGAAUGAACCCCACUCACGAGACUGCAGGUCAUAAGCAGCGCUCCAAGUGCGGUCGACGAGGGCACUCUGAUGAUCAUGCGAUUGGCCAUGGAUGACAAGGAUGCGACGAGGUUUACAUCAAUCAAUGCCUUCAUAAAAAUACUCAGCAUCCUCGUGGGUCUCAAUCAACCCCACGAUAGAAUCAAUACUGAUUCUUCUGACCCAGGUCCACUCCGAAAUAAUAGAAAUGGCUCGGCGAGACGGUUCACACCAAAGGGAACGCCGCAAUCCCCGGCGCCUCCCGUUGCCACGGCUCGUCAUCAGUCUUCCCAAUCCA